GGGCUGCCACCCCGGGCUGCCUCCGUGCCAACCACCCAGGGCCACGGGACAGCGGGAAACCCGCGGGACGGGCGCGCAGCAUCCCCUCGGGCAGCCUGCACCGCCCUGCCCUGCCCCUGCCCCUGCCCUUGCACCCUGCCCCGCCACUGCCCCUGCCCCCGCCACCGCAUCUACCCCUGCCUCUGCCACUGCAUCUGCCUCUGCCCCACCACUGCACCCCACACCCUGCCCUCUGCCCCUGCACCCACACCCUGCCCUCUCCCCUUGCCCCUGCUCCUGCCCCUGCCCCACUUCUCCCCACUGCCAGGCUGCACCCAGGAGCCGGGCGGCUGCCGCAUCCCAGAGCUGGCUGAGUCUGGAGAGGAGGUGCCCAGGGAGGGAGGGAGAGCAGGGAUGCCCACGUAGGCACCGCUGUCUUGGCCUGGAGGCACCUGUCUUUUCACCUCCCCCAGAGGCGCUGGUGCUGCUGCAGCCCAGGCUGGGGAUGGGGCUGAGCUGUGCCAGUGCUCCUGCUGGCACCAACCCUGGAGGGUCUUGCCCCUGUGCUCAGGCUCAGCCCCAUGCUGCACUGGGGCAGGAAGGGAUUUCCCCCCUGCUCAGACUGGUGCGGACUGGGAGGGGUGCCUUCCUCUGCAGUGGGUGGUGUGGCCUCGUGUGUAUAUUAGCAACCUUUGCAUUGGCAGCACAUUGGCGCCGCGGCCCCCCUGCUUUCCUGGGGGCAGGGGCAGGGGUGAUGCCUGGGUCUGUGUCAGGGGUGACUGUGUCAUGCUGCUCAGUGGUUGGACACAGGGUUCAUCUGGGCUGGUUUGCACAGGGCUGAUCCUGCUUCAGGCAGGGCUGGGACUAGAUGUGACCUCUGCAGCUCCCUGCCAGCCCCACACCUCUGAUUUUCUCUGCUGUUUCUAUGAUUCUACCCCGGGCUCUUUCCUCCAAAGUGUUUACGUUCAGAUGAAGCAGUUCAGCUCCUGUGAUCCACUGGCUGCAGUGCCUGCCUCCAGGCUGGCUCCCCUCUUUGAGGCUACAAAAAAGCAUUUGCUUAUAUCUGUCCUUUUUGGGUAUUUCUAAAAGAUGUUCCAGUCCCUCCCUUGAUGGCAGAAAGCAUUGCCCAUGCUGGGGCCUCUCCGCUGUUUGUCCUCAGGCCUCUGCACAGUGACUGCACGGAAAGCAGCACUGGGACCUACUGUUUUUCUAGGCCUCUACUGCACCUGGGAGGAUGCAAAAGGAGCUUGGCAGGAGUCAGCUUUGUUCGGUUCAUCACAUUGAAUUUGCAAGGCCAUCUGCUUAUCACUAGUCUAUUCAUGAGACACGGCGUCUGCAAAAGAUGAAGCCUCUGCCCCCUCCCUUCUUGCCCUGCCUGCGUCUGCUAAGCUGCAGCACAGCAAAGUCAGUGGCAGCGCUGGCAAGGCAAAGACAAGAGACAACCUGGACUGUCUCACACCCUCCUGAUGCACGUGAUGCGUCCUGAUCCGGACUUGUCAUCACUUGAACUGUUUUGUUGGGGACCCCUAGACCCAUAUUAUCCACCACAGCGUCUUCCCAGUCCAUCAGAUGUGGGGGAAAUCCACACCCUUCAUGCUGUGCCUGCCUGUGUUUCUUACUCUGCUCUACCAAAAUACAUAGGGGGAAGUUCUGGCCUUUGUGAGAUUGAAGUCAGCAUCUUAGGGCUAUUGUAGAAAUCGCAGAGAAGACUUCAGCGAGGGGGGCUGCAACAAUCCCAUGCCUGUUGUUGCAGUCACUUGGGAAGUUGGAGGAUGAUCCCUUUUCCACAUUCCUGGACGCAGUCAUGCCCUGCCCCAAGCUGAAACGGCUUAACUGGAUUAACUGUCACUGUGGCAGAGCACCCGCGGUGCCUGCCACUUUAAGGGCUAUAUGGCAGUCAGCAGGGCAGCCAGCAGGUGCGGGCUAGCCCUAAUGUGGCAGUCACCUGCCUGCAGGAGGGCCCUAGGAUUGGUGGAGGGGGCUGAGCAGCCUCCUUUUUAGGUCCAGGCUGCCUAGGGCUGCAGCAGCACUUUGCUGCUGGCAGCCAACAGAGCAAUAGCUGGUUGAGCUGCUGCUCAGAGCGUCCUGGUCCUGGUCCUGGUCCUGGUCCUGGUCCUGGUCCUGGUCCUGGUCCUGGUCCUGGUCCUGGUCCUGGUCCUGGUCCUGGUCCUGGUCCUGGUCCUGGUCCUGACUGAAAAUUGCACCCUGCUGGGGAUGGGUAGCCUGUUGGGACUGCUCAUGGUGGAGCAGCCCCCCAGAAAUGCCAGGCCAGUUACCUCCCUGGUGGAAGGUGCCGGUGACGUUCGAGGAUGUGGCGGUUUACUUCUCCCCGGAGGAGUGGGCAGAGCUGGCGGGCUGGCAGCGGGAGUUGUACCGCGACGUGAUGAUGGAGAACUACGAGCUGGUGGCCUCGCUGGGUUGGCCGUCUGUCAAACCGGAGAUCAUCUGUAAGAUAGAGCAGGAGGAAGAGCCGUGUGUCGAAGACCCUGCGGACCCCAGUGUGCCGGGGAAGCCCCGACACUCCUGGUCCGCGGAUGAUGUGUUUCGGGUUAAGAAGGAGGAAGAGGAGCGUGCAGAGACCCAGGAGUCCCCUGCUGCUCUCUCGGGAAAAUCCAAAGGAUGUGUGGACUCGCAGGGCGCAAAGACGCAGAGCAGCACGGCUCAAAGCAAGACCCUCGAUAAGCCACGCAGCCAGGGGGGCAGUGCGCCGAGCCAGCCUCCAGCAACCCCUCACCCCAGAGUCUCGCUCAAGAAGAAGCCGCCCACAUGCCCCGAGUGCGACAAGAGCUUCAAGAGCAACACGGCUCUGACCAUCCACGAGAGGAGCCACACAGGGGAGCGUCCCUACAAGUGCCCCACAUGUGCAAAGGGCUUCCCUUCCAAGGGGGACCUCAAGCGCCACCAAAAAACCCACGUGGGGAGGAAGGACACAGCCCCCGGGAGAGGAAGGAGCCAGCCCCAGAAGCUGCAGAUGCGGCCCCUGCGAAGUCCCCCAGCACCCAAGCGGCCACACCUCUGUGCCCAGUGUGGAAAAGGCUUUAACAAGAGCCGGGACUUGCGGAAGCACCAGCGGACGCACACGGCGGCCCGCCCCUUCGCCUGCCCGGACUGCGGCAGCACCUUCCGCCUGAAGCAGAUCCUGGUGUCCCACCAGAAGGUGCACCGCGGGGAGAAGCCCUUCCCGUGCCCAGCGUGCGGGAAGCACUUUGGCCAGAAGCACCACUUGCUGAGCCACCAGCGCGUGCACACGGGCGAGAAGCCCUUCCCCUGCCCGGCUUGCGGACAGCGCUUCAGCCAGAAGCACCACCUGGUCAGCCAUCAGCGCAUCCACACCGGCGAGCGCCCCUACCCCUGCGCCCACUGCGGCAAGAGCUUCAAGGACAAGAAGACGCUCGUCAUCCACCAGCGUGUCCACACGGGUGAGAGGCCCUACCGCUGCGGGGAGUGCGGCAAGACCUGCAGCCAGAAGCAGCACCUUAAAAGCCACCAGCGGGUCCAUCGGGGCACACAGCUGCUGGGUGGGGAUGAGAUGGGUGCAGCGGCACCAUGCUCCCAGCGCGCCCGGGCUGAGGAGAAGCCCUUUCAGUGCGUGGUGUGCGAGAAGCGGUUUCGGGACGAGCGGAUCAUGCUGGCGCACCAGAGGACGCAUGCCGAUCAGGGUGCCGGCCAGGCCCCGCGGCUUGCCGCCCAUCCAUCGCCCACAGCAGAUCAGCCGCGCUCGGCCGGUGGAGGGGCCGCGAGCCAGAAGCCUGACCUUGCAGCCCUGCCGGGGUCCCAGGGUGGACGGCGACCUUUUGCCUGCCCUGAAUGCAAGAAGCGGUUCACGCAGAACAAGUACCUUCAGCUGCAUCAGAGGAGCCACACGUGUGGGGUGGUGCCCCGUCCCGCGGUGCCCUGCACCCCGGCCGUGGCGGCGGCGGAGGCGGAGGCGGGCCCCGCGCUGCGGCCGGCCGCCGGCCCCGCUCCGCCCCGCACCCCCGCGAGCUGCGAGCCGCCGCGGGCUGCCGGGAGCUGUAGUCUGCCCGCGGAGCUGGUGCAAUGGUCGCCGGGCUGCAAGCGCCUCGCCCGCAGCAUGCCCGCCGGGCUGCCGGCCCAGGUGCCCGUGGCGUUUGAGGACGUUGCUGUCUAUUUCUCAGCAGAGGAGUGGGCAGAGCUGGCAGGAUGGCAGCGGGAGCUCUACCGGGAGGUGAUGAAGGAGAAUUACGAGCUCAUCUCUUCUCUGGGAUGCCCCAGUGCCAAGCCAGAGCUCAUCUGCCAGCUGGAGAAAGGAGAGGAGCCGUACGUGUGGGAUCCCCAGGGCUGGAGAUCUGGAUGCAGACCCCCAGAUACUUGGGCAGCAGGCCACGUGAUCAUCGUUAAAAGGGAGGAAGAAGAGGAGGAAUGGCUCCGCGAGGAAGGUGCUGGCAUGCUGGCCGCACGUGGCAGAACAGUAGAGAAAUCCCUUCCAUCCUCGGCUCUGAGCUGCUGGACCCAGGGGCAGCAGAGGAACCUGUCUGGGGGCACCGAGAACCACGAAGCCCACGGUGCCCCCCACGGGAUAGCAGCUGAGCGGCCCCACGCCUGCCCCGACUGCGCCAAGUGCUUCAAGGACAAGACGGCGCUGCUCAUCCACCGACGCGUCCACACCGGGGAGAGGCCGUUCGCUUGCCCCGAGUGCGGGCGCGCCUUCACGCAGAAGCAGCACCUCACCACCCACCUGCGCACCCACGCGGCCGAGCGCCCCUUCACCUGCGCACAGUGCGGCGGCUGCUUCCGCCUGCGCCAGGCCUUCCUCGCCCACCUGCGGGGGCACGCCGGAGAGCCGCCCUUCACCUGCGAGGCGUGCGGGAAGGUCUUCCACCACAAGCACCACCUGCUCACCCACCGGCGCGUGCACACGGGCGAACGCCCCUUCCCCUGCGCCCAGUGCGAGAAGCGCUUCACCCAGAAGCACCACCUGCUCAGCCACCAGCGCACCCACUCCGGCAGCCGGCCCUUCCAGUGCGCCCAGUGCGGCAAGCGCUUCAAGGACAAGACGCCCUUGAGCAUCCACCAAGUGGUGCACACGGGGGCCAAGCCCUUCGCCUGCGAGGCCUGCGGGAAGAUCUUCAGCCACAAGCACCACUUGGUGAUCCACCGGCGCGUGCACACGGGGGAGAAGCCCUUCUCCUGUCCCGAGUGCGAGAAGCGCUUCACGCAGAAGCACCACCUGCUCAGCCACCGGCGCAUCCACACCGGCGAGCGCCCCUACCCCUGCACCCACUGCGGCAGGAGCUUCAAGGACAAGAUCACCCUCAAGCUGCACGUCCGGCUUCACACGGGGGAGAAGCCCUUCUCCUGCCCUGACUGUGGGGAAAGCUUCCGGCUGCGCAAGGUGCUGCUCACCCACCAGCGGGUCCACACAGGGCAGGGCCCGCUCAUCUGCACCCACUGUGGCAAGAGCUUCCGGCAGGCGCAGCGCCUGGCCAUGCACCAGAGGAGCCACCAAGGCCAGGUCCGGCCCUUCCGGUGCGUCCGGUGCGGGGAGAGCUUCCCCCAGGAGCAGCAGCUCCUGCUGCACCAGCACGUCCACGCCACCAGCUGCCCAGAGCCCCCAGUCGAGGUCCCUGAGAAGUCCCCGGCAGCACCCCCCGUGAGUUAAGCUGGUUAUCCCCAGGCCUGCUAAAGCAGCUUCGGUAAAGCUGUGCAGACCCCCGAGGGACUCCCAGAAGCAGCGGUCUGAUCUUGGAGCGGGAAAGAAACACCAUCGUGGUGUUGGCAGUGCUGUCAGGCUGCGCGUGCUCUGCUCUGUGAAGCUGACCCGGGGUAGAAACCAAAGACUCCUCAUGAUGGGCAUCAAAGCCAUCCUGCAAUAGCCCAGGUCAUUUUUCCUGUAAAAAUAGCCGACCUCAUCCAUGGGGGAACCGUUAUCAAAACGGGGAGCAGAAAUGCAAAGCAAUCCUGUCGGUAUCUUCUGAUAGCCCUUUGCAGGGUUUGGGCACAGCCUCCUCACCCUCUCCACCAGUCCUCCACCUUGCUCCACUCACUGGAAAUGAAAAGACUGGGAAGGAGGUUUCCUCACCCUCAGCAGAUCAGGUGCAGGGGAUCAUUUCUUCCUGGGUCCAGCAGCAUUGUGUUUUCUGAGCGGCAGAGAGGAUCCCAGAAGCUCCUGCUUUUGUUUAAGUGCAAAAAAGCAUCAUGGCAGACAAGGGUCUUUAGUUAGAUGUGAUAUCUUUGAUUAGUUGGCCUAUAAACUAAUGGUCUACUAUUUUAGACUAAUUAGUCUAUAGACUAAUGGUCUAUAAACUUAGUUGGUUUUAUUAGACCAACUAAUAAAAGAUAUCACAUCUACCCAAAGACCCUUGUCUGCCCAUGUCCUUAGACUAACACGGCUACAACCAACACAACAGAGAGCAUCGUGGUGACUGGUGUUCCCCUUGCUCUGAGCAAGAAUGAGCAUUUAUACAGCAGGUUACAGGUGCUCAGACCCUGGGAGGGACCUGUGGAGAGCUGUGGGAAGCACCUUGCACACACGCAGGGCUCUGCUUCCCUGUGGAGGGAUAUGCACGGACAGAAGAAUGCAGUCGGGAAGUUUCGAGAUGGGAAGUCCAGUUCCUCCUGCAGGGUUAAGGUCGGCUGGUUCCCCAGCGCCCAUUUCUAGCCCCCUGUCCAGCUACGUCUAUGCUGUGUGGCUUCCUUGGGCUGGUGAUUUCACAGCCCACUACAUCACGUCUCUAGAAAGUUAUCUUGAUACUCUCCUUUCCCUAUUGCAUCUGAUGUCCCUGUAGGUCAUGGGCUUCUGGGCAUGAGAAAUCCCUGUGUGAGAGAGAAAGGGGAUGAUGGGAUGUGCCGCUGUCUUGGCAGGUGUCCGCACCCUGCCUUAUGGCAUCUCAUCUUCCUGUUGCUCUUGUUUGACCCCUUUGUGCUUGAAAUGCAUGUGCUGUGCGCGGCUCUGUUUUGCUCUCACUGCUGCAGCAGAUGGAUCAGCCCCCGGGAAUGUCCCAGCACCCCUCUCCUCUGACAGGUUCAGCUUUGGGGAGAGAUGACAAAAAACAUUUUCAUGGUUUUAUUGGACCCCCUGUAAUCAUUGGGAGAGAUGUUGGGCAAGCUUCUGAGCACAAAGAGUCCUUGCCUAACCUCUCUCCCCGUGAUACAGUUGAUCCGGUAAAAGAUAUUACCAAAGAAACCUUGCUUCUCACUCAUCCUCUGGAUCAUCACAGCUACAACCGUGCUCCUCGCCCAUGGAGAGCAAACGCUGCAGCCAAGUGCAAGUGCAGCCAGAAGGCAAACAAGGAGGGACCUGUCAGCGACAGAUGUGCUCAGAUAGUCCAGUGGUGAGCACCAAAAAAUGUCUGGUAAGAGAAACACAGAACUGAAUCGCAUCCACAAGUGAAUCGGUAACCAGGAAAAGGUACAGGACUCUGUCUUGUCCCUUCUGGCAGUCAAUAGGAAACUCUCUAGGAUCGCUGCGAGACUAGGAAGACAUAGGAUCAGCGUGCAUCAGGAAGGUGCUAGCUUGUGCGGUGAAUGCAAGAGAAAUCCUGCCCUCCAGAACCCCGCUGGGAGGACUCUGCCUCUUUGGUGGCUCCAAAAAAUGACUUUGCAAUGACACCAGAGACUCUCACUUAAGUAUCUGACCCACCUGGAAUCUUAGAGGCUUCUGUGACCCCGCAAAAGACUGAAAUAUGUAGUCAAUGUUAUCUUUUCCUAGGAUUAAUUAAGCUAUCUGAUCAUGUGUAUUGAAAUCCAUGUGUAUGUAAUACCCCUUUCGAGCUCAAACAGGCCGUUGCACAUAUUAGGAGAUAAUGUAACAGAUAAAUAUGUGUGUGACUGCGAACAACUGGUGAAUAUAUAAGAGGGACAUUAGAUGACAAGCCUGAGCACUUAAGUGAGCACUUCCCAACUUCAGAUGGCGUGCAAACAUUUUAUAAGGCAUCCUUCACCGAAUCGUAGAUCAAUACUCCUACCAGUGCAGCCCACGAUGCUGUUAGUCUUCUUUGCAAUAAGGGCACACUGCUGGCUCCUGUUCAGCUUCUUGUCCCGUCACCCCAGGUCCUUUUCUGCAGAGCCGUUGCCCAGCCAGUCGGCCCCCAGCCUGCACCGGUGCAUGGGAUUGUCCCGUCCUCAGUGCAGGAUUUUGCACUUGUCCUUGCUGAAUCUCAUGAGAUUUCUUUUGCCCCUAUCCUCCAGUUUCUCUAGGUCACUCUGAAUCCUAGGCCUACCCUCCAGCGUAUUUACUGCUCCCCCCAGCUUGGUGUCAUCUGCAGACUUGCUGAGGGUGCACUGCAUCCCAUCUUCCAGGUCAGUGAUGAAGACACUGCAUCCCUGUGAGAUGGGCAGAAAGUGCGAGUGAGGAAACGGAUGCGUUGCUAGAUACACAUCCCCGAUUCAGCAUUCAAUAAACAUGUCAUGUUUAUACCAAG
Alligator mississippiensis (American alligator) is the source of this 8360-nucleotide messenger RNA. Its product is annotated as zinc finger protein 420. The record is from RefSeq and is a predicted model, not a curated record. NCBI's taxonomy places the organism in Eukaryota, Metazoa, Chordata, Crocodylia, Alligatoridae. The transcript has 8 exons. The coding region runs from base 2240 to 5599 and encodes 1119 amino acids. Gene Ontology annotation, biological process: regulation of DNA-templated transcription.